This is a messenger RNA of Dermatophagoides pteronyssinus (European house dust mite), 1539 nucleotides long. Its product is annotated as interferon-induced GTP-binding protein Mx-like. NCBI's taxonomy places the organism in Eukaryota, Metazoa, Arthropoda, Arachnida, Sarcoptiformes, Pyroglyphidae. The record is from RefSeq and is a predicted model, not a curated record.
AUGGAAGACCAGGCACCCGGAAUUUUCCACUCCGUGCGGCCGUUCAUCAGCGUGAUCGACCGGCUGCGCGACGUCGGAUUGAACCAGUACAUCAACUUGCCACGGAUCGUUGUGGUCGGCACGCAGAGCGCGGGCAAGAGCAGCGUGCUCGAGGGCAUCGUCGGCUACGGGCUGCUGCCGCGCGGCGAAGGCGUGGUCACGCGGCGGCCGAUAGAGCUGCGGUUGAGCCACGUGAAAGACAAGCCGAUCAGCGUCGUGUUUGACCAGGACACCGACCACAAGCCGUACUUCGACAUGGACGCCGUGCGCGAGAAGAUUCAGCAGUACACGGACGACACCGCCGGCCGCAACAAAGGCAUCAUCUCGAGCCCGCUGCUGCUGAGCAUUUCGGGCAACGACUGCCCCGACCUCACGCUGGUCGACUUGCCGGGCAUUACGCGCGUGCCGCUAAAGGGGUCGGACCAGACAGACGACAUCGAGGCGUUGACGCGCACGAUGUCCUACAACUACGUGAAAGACCCGCGCACGGUGAUCCUCGCGGUGAUUCCCGCGAACCAAGACAUCAGCACGAGCGACGCGCUGCAGCUCGCGCGGAAAGUCGACCCGCAAGGUGAGCGCACGAUCGGCGUGAUCACGAAGCUGGACUUGAUGGACGAAGGCACGUCGCCGGUCCGCGUGAUUCUCGGGCUCGACAUUCCGCUGCGGCUCGGCUACAUCGCGGUGAAGAACCGCUCGCAGAAGGACAUCAACGAGAACCGCGCGAUCAAAGAGGUGCUCGCAGACGAAGCGGCGUACUUCCGCUCGCGCAAGUGGAUCAACGAGGUGCCGAACGAGAGCGUGGGCAUGCACAACUUGACGGACAAGCUGUCGCGCGUGCUAUACAGCCACAUCAAGGGCUUUCUGCCGAGUCUGAAGAGCGAGAUUACCGGCGCAAUGAAAGAAGCGAGCGACGCGCUGGACGCGCUCGGCGUGAGCAUUCCGCCGAACGCGGCGGGCAAGACGCAGCUGAUCUGGAACAUGCUGAACGAGUUUAGCGAGCUGUUUAACCGCGCGAUCUCGGGCAACUACGACUUGCGACUCGCGCAGUACCUCGACGAGAACGUGUACCGGCUCUGCAGCGGCGCGAAAAUUCGCUCGCACUUCAACCAUCUGCUCGAAGAAGAAGUCACGCACAACGCGAUGGAGCGCAUCACGGACGACGAAAUGGAGCACGCGAUCGCACUGCAUCAGGGCGACACGCUGCCCGGCUUCCCGUCGGCGGACACGUUCAACUACUUGCUCUCGCCGGCAAUCGGCCGGCUGCGCCGGCCGAUCGAGGAGUGCUUGGAGCGCGUGGCGGAGACGCUCGAGCUGUUGACGGAGAAGUUGGUGGGCUCGCUGUUUUACCGCUUCCCUUCGCUGGGCGCGCGAAUUUUGGAGUUGAGCAUCGCGCUGCUGGACAACACGAAGCAGGAGGCGCGGCGCCGGCUGCAGGACGUGGUGGACGCGGAGCUGGGCUACUUGUUCACGAACGACCCGGAGUACUUGCAGGCGCACGGC